GUUUUGUAUUCCAAUAUUUGCAGAUAAUAUAAUUGAUACUGACAGAAAUUAGCAGAAUUUUUCUUUUCCACUCUUGCCUUUCUGUCGUGGAUUUGUCUCCCUCUGCCGCCCAAUUCCACCACCUACAACUUCGUCACCUGUACAGACUUCCAGGAAAUAGUUGCUAUUUUUGGGUAAACGUUCACUGUUUGAAGAGGAAAUUAAUUUGUAAAACACAAUGUUGAGUAAAUUCUUUCGCCGCGUGCCGUACACGAGCGGGACGCCGGUAACGCGCCCCCGGUCGCCCCGCGAGCCGGGCGCCGCGCGCGUGCAGCGACCACGUUAGCGUCCUCGGGGCCGCUCGCGUGCGACUCGCUGCUGCGCCGCCGCUGCUGGUUCUGUUGCUGUUGCUGUGUGCGCGAGCGGCGCUGCCCCGCCGGCCCGUGCAGCCAUGGCGAGGAAACCCCGUCGACGCGGCACCGCUUUUUCAUGACGAAGUUCAAAGGUGCUAAAUGAUCUACCCCAUGGUUACCAGCAGAAGUCAGUGCCAUGGAUGAUGAAGAUGAUCAACGUCUGCUAGAUAUUAUAGGAGAUGUGCAGGCCUUGAACGACUAUCUUCAUGGAUCCAACAGCAAGUCGAUUGAUGCAAAUGACGUAGCGAACGCCACCUUUGGCUCGGCCGACAAUUUCUUUGCGAAUAAUGCUGGUGACCUUGACUCAAGCCUGAAGCAUGAUGGUGACCACCUUGCUAUGGGAGGGGAAGCUGGAGGGGUGGAUCUUAAUUUCUCCAGCAGCUUGCAAUUCAUUGAGGACGAACUGGGUGGAGCUUCUCCAUCGGGUGCAGAGCUGGGGGAGGAGCAGCCCUUUGACAUCCUCCAGAAGUCUUUAUUGGAAGCGGACAUUACCGAGCAGACAUUGGCUCAGGAGGCACUGUUGGAAUCCACGCCAGUUCCUGCGGUCUUCCCCCAGCAGGUGGUUUCUGGAGCUGGCUUUGAGGGAGUGGCUGCGGCGGGGAUUCCUUUCUCUGGGACUCAACCUCAAGGCUUCCUUCAGCAAUCUCUGCAGAAUGGCUCCUCUGUGGGACACAUCCAGGUUCUUGGGUCAUUCAGCGGUGCCCCCUCUGUGAUGACAGCCACCAGCAUGUUGGUACAAAGGCCAGCAGGACAAGUUAGUGCCAGUGGGCAGGGCUCUGUGUUCAACCCGACCCCUGGUGGGGCGCAGGUCCCUGUACCCCUCAGUGGCUGCGGGGCCCCCAUUCCUCUCCAGAACAUUAUCAUCCAGAGGGGACCUACUCCUCAGGCCCUGGUCAGACCCAUCCAGCCUAAGCCCCUCUCAGUGGGCGGGCAGACAGUAUACAGCCUGGGUGUCCAAAUCCCCACAGCUGCUGGCUCACCUCAGUCCACCCAGCAGGUCAAGGUGGUCAGCCACUCUGGCAGCAUUGUGAUCCACCCGUCCCUGGGGCAGCAGCCGCAGCAGCAGCAGCAGCAAAGCAGCCUGUCUGCGGGGCAGUUUAUACUGCCCACUUCAAUCUCCCUCACCUCAGACCCCUCUGGCCACAGCUUACAGGCGCUGAAUGGGCCAGUGCUCCAGACUGCGCAGCCCGCACAGCCGGUUGUCACCGCUGAAGACACCACCACCAGCACCACAUACUCCAUCCUGACCAAUCACAGCGCAGCAGCCACUGUGCAGCUGGUUGCAGGGCAGGGCUUUGCGACCGGUGGGCAUCUGAUUGUGAACCAGGGUAUCGUCAGCAGCCAGGUGGGGCAGAGUGCCCCCGCACUCCUGCAGGUUUCUGGGACACCAGGGACCACGGCCAAAGCCUGGGUGGGCUUGUCCAGCAGCACUUCAGCUAUCCCCACCCCCAGUCCUGUUCAGGCAAUGCCCAUCCAGAGUCACUUUACCCUAGUGAACUCCACUGGCCCCACCUCCUCUGAGUACUCCAGUCAGAUUGCAGGGGGGGUAUCUGUAGGGCUCCAGGCACAACCGCAGGUGUCGGUUAAUCUGGGUCAACGUGUUUUGGUCCCCGUGGCGCAAGGCUCCGCCUCCUCCUCUCAGAUAGGGGUGUCGGAUCAGCAAUUUCAGACACAGGUGUUCGCUGUUGGCCAGGGCUCUUCAUCAGCACUUCCCAGUCUGCGGUUGGGCAACGUUUUGGGGGAAAAGGCUGUGAAAACUUUGCCUCCCUCCAGCCAAGUGGAAUCUUUCCACACAGUAUCCUCAAAGCUGAACCCGCAGAACAGACCCGCGAUACAACAGCUCACCAAGGGAGAUCUGGUCCUCCAGCAGCUACAUGAGGACCGUGUCAGGGUCCUGUCCGCGAACAGGUCUCCCUUCUCCUCAUGGGAGGAUGCCUUCCUCCGGCUGCUGCCUUUUCACGUGUUCCAGGGGGCCCUGCCCACCGAUGCGGACUUUGUGAAAGUGGACCAGGAGUUUGAGGCAGUGGCCACGGAUGUGCUCAAGAGAACACAAGCAAUGCUGAGCAAGUACCGGCGCCUCCUGCUGGCUGAGGCAGAGCGAACCAGUCCCUCGUCAGAGAUAGUGAUGAUUGCCCGGACCUUCAACCAGGAGGAACGUCGAGAGCUGACCCAGGACAAGCGGAUGGCUCUGGUGGACCCUGAGGGAUUUCUAGAGGAUUUUUGCUGCGUCGUAAAGCCAGCGGAAGCCAGCUGUGUUGGGGGUGCUCAUUUAUCUGCUGGUUGCCAUAGUGACACUUCAGGCUUGGCGAUAGAUGGGUACAGGACAGAGGCAGCUGGGGAUCAGGGGUCGGAGGUUGACCCACACUCGGCAGCGAUUGGAAUCAACCCAGAUGUGAAGAACUGUCAAAGGCCAGCACAGCACUACAUGGAAGUUAAUGCUCUACCCCAGGGGCCGGGGUUAGAGCAAAGCCUACUGCCAGUGGCUGACACGGAUUCUGUCUUGGAGGCGGCCGUAAACAGCAUAUUGGAGUGCUAGUCGGUGUUUAAGAUUCAUCCAUCACAACCUCUGAUGAUUCUGCAGGUUUUUGAUGGAACAAACAGAGGACACUGAGUCACCAGAGGGGUCACAACUCCACAGGCCACACCCUAUGUGCCUGCUCUCCCAGCAGUUUUACAUGAAGAAGCUUCCGGCGAUUUCUGCAGAGGGAAAGCAUCUCCGGUCCCAAAUGUUCACAUUAUUUUCUUGUGAGAUUGCACACAUGCCAUUUUUCUGGCAGCUUCCCUGGCCUUCAGCUGCUCUCAGAUCAUUUCAGCACCCUGUCUGUCUUACUGAUGGCUCUGCCUGUCAGAAGAUGCUGCAACACAGAAAUACCCUACAUUUUCUUUUCUUUUUUGUUUGUAUUUUAUUACUCAUUAUUACGUUAUACACCUUUUUUUGCUUGUUUUCAGUCUGUGUAUUUUUUGUACCUUACAGGUAUGUGACCCCAGCCUCUUUACAGUGGAUUUGAAUGGGGUGAUGCAGAGCCUCAGAUUGGGGCUGUAAUGUUAAUAUAAUUUUUCUUUUUUUAUUUUCUUUUAUUUAAAAGGGUUGUGAAUAUUUUGUUGCUCGUAAUGCAGCACGUUCAGUUUUCCGCAUUUCGCGUCGUCUGCCCAGGUGGCUAUAACUCUGAAGAAGUAUUGCAGCUGUGCAUCCUGGGUGGCAGUUUCUCUUUGUCGUUUCAGUGUCACAGAUCGACAGAUGUUGAGAGAGCACCGAUACUGUGAUCUGAUACGAUGCGUAAUUUUGGACGAGCCUUCGGACUUUGCAGUCUCCGUACAAGAUUUCUCUAAGGUUGAAAUUGCUGUCCUCUCAGUUGUAUAUUGCUUUGGAGAAAAACCUCCAAACUGCAAAAUAAGUAAAUGUUAACUGUAACAGGACAGUUAUUUGCAGGAGAACCCAGGCCUGUUGCAAUUGUUACAACAUCCUGCAGGGGACAGAAAUGAGCAACUGAGGCCAAUCCUCCUGUAAACAGGCCCAAAUUUUCUUGUAUUCACGCACUUGUUUUUACUUAACUCUACUCAUCAUGGCUUUACUGUUGUACUUCACCCUCACCUAGGGAUUCAGAUGCCAGUCAUGUAUAAAUAUGACAAAUAUUGAAAUGUUCAGAGCCCCAGAGGACCAGGGUUUAAUACCCUAGGCAUUUUAGCAUCGCAGAGUUGUCAACGACAAUGUGCAAUUACCAAACUCCCAAAGCUCUUCCUGUGAUGGGAAGAUAACAAUGACCUCCAGCCUCCCUUUCUGACAUUUUAAUGUGGGCAUUUUUCCUGAUCUCUACCUUUAAAAUGUUGUCCUUUUGUAAAUUAAUACAAAUUUGUGAGCAACGUGCAGAACUGUUUCCUGAGCUUUUUGUUUUUUGAAGAAGAAGCCUCUUAUGUGUGUAUUUUAACCUGUACUCAUUACGAUCGUGUAAACUGACUUCGGAGGCAACAUGUCAGAUCUCUGACCUUUUCCUCCCGGGGCUCAGCUUUCUCAGCCUGUUUCAGUCGAAGGGUAAAUGCUCCUUAUGAGCGGAGCUAAAAGUUUGUCAGUGAUUGACUACAAUAGAUGUUUCUUUAUUCGAAGGAGGAAUGUAGAUGGAUGGGAAGGAAUGCAACAGAAGAGCGGGAAGCUGGAGUAAAGAAAGGUUUAUGAAAUGCAAGUGUCUUUUAGAAAGUGGCCGUUGAUGGCAGAUUCUAAGUAACGUGUGUGUGUGUAUUGAUGACCGGUUGUUCAUUUACUUUUUGCUUCUGUAGUAAAAUGUACACUACAUGUUUGUCUCUUUCACAGUGCAAUUAUGAAUGAUCCCAUAACAUAAAUACAUUUGUGAUCGUCCUCUGAAAGCAGCGGAGAAUUGCAAAGCCCACAUUUUGAAGGACAUUGUUGCCUUAAGACUGAAUGGGAAAAGAAAACUGAUUGCUUUUCGUUGUGUACUUUGCUGUUUUUAAUGUUUGUAGCCUUCUCAGUCUGCCUACCAAGGUGAAGAUCUUUACUGUCUUUUUCCACAGCUUCUCAUUGCCAUUAUCACUUUGAGUUUAUUUAAAACUGACUUUCCUACCAUUUCGUUUGUAUCGUAUAUCAGUACCUCUGAAAACUUGAUUUGUAUAGUUUUUGUAUGAAUAUGGGAAAAUGAAUAUACAGAAUAUUUAUAAACUUUUUGUAAAAACCAAUGAAAAGGCUAAAAGGCAGUUAUUUUUAUUAUGUCAGCUGUGGGGUGUGACUGUGGAAAUUGAAAUGUUGCCAUGUUGUUGAUUCUCUGUUUCUACACGGUUUUGUUGGGGUGUUCAGUGCUGAAACAGAUGAAAAA
Scleropages formosus (Asian bonytongue) is the source of this 5215-nucleotide messenger RNA. RefSeq names its product BRD4-interacting chromatin-remodeling complex-associated protein-like. Gene Ontology annotation, biological process: positive regulation of DNA-templated transcription. Lineage: Eukaryota; Metazoa; Chordata; Actinopteri; Osteoglossiformes; Osteoglossidae. The record is from RefSeq and is a predicted model, not a curated record. The transcript is spliced from 13 exons. Gene Ontology annotation, cellular component: SWI/SNF complex. The coding region runs from base 529 to 2928 and encodes 799 amino acids.